ACCGCUGAGAGAGAAAGAGAGAGUGACAGAGAUGGGAGAACGUUUUUCCCGAAAUGAGCUACCGGAAUUUGUACCGGAAGAAUCCGCCGGAGAAGAUGAAACUGUUACCGCAGGUAAAGAUUCGUUGACGAAACUGCUAUCACUUCCGUACAAAUCAUUCUCCGAGAAGCUUCAGAGUUAUGCUCUAAGCCUUAAAGAUAAAGUAGUGUGGGAGACAUGGGAAAGAUCUGGAAAACGUGUUCGAGAUUAUAAAUUGUAUACUGGAGUUCUUGGGACAGCUUAUCUCUUGUUCAAAUCUUAUCAGGUUACUAGAAAUGAAGAUGAUCUUAAGCUAUGCUUAGAGAUUGUUGAGGCUUGUGAUGUAGCUUCAAGAGAUUCUGAGCGAGUGACAUUUAUAUGUGGUCAUGCUGGUGUAUGUGCUCUUGGUGCUGUUGCAGCCAAGCAUUUGGGUGAUAACCAGUUGCUGGAUCGUUACUUAGCCCGUUUCCGAGGGAUUAGGCUUCCUAGUUACUUGCCAUACGAGUUGUUAUAUGGUAGAGCAGGAUACUUGUGGGCAUGCUUGUUCUUGAAUAAGCAUAUCGGGAAGGAUAGUGUAUCAUCUGAGAGAAUGAGAUCAGUGGUUGAGGAAAUCUUCAGGGCAGGAAGACAGCUCGGGAAUAGAGGAACUUGUCCGUUGAUGUAUGAGUGGCACGGCAAGAGGUACUGGGGGGCUGCACACGGUUUAGCCGGGAUCAUGAAUGUUUUGAUGCAUAUGGAACUUGAACAAGAUGAAAUCAAAGAUGUCAAAGGUACACUAAGCUAUAUGAUACAAAACCGUUUUCCUAGCGGGAAUUACCUAUCUAGCGAAGGAAGCGAAUCGGAUCGCCUUGUUCACUGGUGUCACGGUGCUCCUGGUGUUGCUCUCACACUUGUAAAGGCAGCUCAGGUUUUUAAGACAAAGGAAUUUGUAGAGGCAGCAAUGGAGGCAGGAGAAGUUGUGUGGAACCGUGGAUUGCUUAAACGAGUAGGAAUCUGUCACGGUAUCAGCGGAAACACAUACGUGUUUCUUUCUCUAUACCGGUUAACAGGAAAAGCAGAAUAUUUGUACCGCGCAAAAGCUUUCGCGUCUUUCCUACUCGAUAAAUCAGAGAAACUCAUCUCAGAAGGUAAAAUGCAUGGAGGAGAUAGACCCUUCUCUCUAUUUGAAGGCAUUGGAGGAAUGGCCUACAUGUUUCUCGACAUGAACGAUCCAACACAAGCUCUAUUUCCAGGUUAUGAACUCUAAAAAGUAUAAAACUUUCCCUGUAACAACAACAAGCUUAAAUACUGAAUGUAAAAUAGCUGUCUAUAUUAUAUAAGAUUUAUACA
Messenger RNA from Arabidopsis lyrata subsp. lyrata, 1347 nucleotides. Its product is annotated as lanC-like protein GCR2. The coding region runs from base 32 to 1264 and encodes 410 amino acids. The transcript is spliced from 6 exons. The record is from RefSeq and is a predicted model, not a curated record. Lineage: Eukaryota; Viridiplantae; Streptophyta; Magnoliopsida; Brassicales; Brassicaceae. Gene Ontology annotation, biological process: peptide modification; carbohydrate metabolic process. Gene Ontology annotation, cellular component: plasma membrane.